CAGCCUGGCGCUAUGAAGACCAAGAACCGGCCCUCCAGGCGCCGGGCGCCACCGCAGGACACAGAGACCACCCCGCAGGAGCGGACCCCCGACAGGCCGCAGCCGGGCCCCGGGCCGGAGCUGACCAAGGGUCUGCGGAGCAGGGCGACGCGGGCCCAGGGGCUCCGGGCCGAGGGCGGGCGCAAGAGACCGGGGUCCUCCGGGCCGGGCGGCCGCCGGGAGAGCAGCGUCCAGCGCCGGCUGGAGAGCAACGAGCGGGAGCGGCAGCGCAUGCACAAGCUCAACAACGCCUUCCAGGCGCUGCGCGAGGUCAUCCCGCACGUGCGGGCCGACAAGAAGCUCUCCAAGAUCGAGACGCUCACUCUGGCCAAGAACUACAUCAAGUCACUGACCGCCACCAUCCUGACCAUGUCCAGCAGCCACCUCCCGGGCCUGGACGGGCCGGGCCCCAAGCUCUACCAGCACUACCAGCAGCAGCAGGCAGCGGGGGGUGUGCUCGGCGCCACCGAGGCCCAGCCCGAGGGCCACCUGCAGAGGUACUCCACGCAGAUCCACAGCUUCCGCGAGGGCUCCUAG
Condylura cristata (star-nosed mole) is the source of this 576-nucleotide messenger RNA. It is a transcript of the gene BHLHA15, whose product is annotated as basic helix-loop-helix family, member a15. Lineage: Eukaryota; Metazoa; Chordata; Mammalia; Eulipotyphla; Talpidae. Gene Ontology annotation, molecular function: protein dimerization activity. The record is from RefSeq and is a predicted model, not a curated record. The transcript has a single exon. Bases 13 to 576 code for a protein of 187 amino acids.